AUGAGUCUGGGAGUAAGUUGGAGACAAGUCUACAUUGUCACAAUAAUCCUACGGUUCAUCUUAGGAAUAUCGGACUCGUAUAUCCACCCAGAUGAACAUUUUCAGAAUUUUGAGGUAUUAGCUUCCAAGUUUUUCGGCUUUUCAACAACCAUUCCCUGGGAGUUUGAAUCAGAUCUUCCUGCCAGAAGUUUUGGCCCAUUAUAUUUAUUCUAUGGUCCUUUAUUUGCAUUUAUAAAGUUCUUCGGUGUGAAAGUAACUCCAAAAGCUGUAUGGUAUAUGGCUAGACUCCAAUUGAUUUUCGUCAAUUGGCUAGUAACUGAUAUGUGUUUGUACAGAUUGUUACCAACCAAACCUGAACGCGUCAAAGCGGUCUUUUUCACCCUGACAUCCUACAUAACACUCGUCUUACAAUCACAUUGUUUCUCCAAUAGUUUAGAGACUCCUUUAGUUCUCAUCAGCCUUUUGAUAAUCAGCGAUUUGAGAUUUGACUCGGAGGUUAGAGAUGUAACGGUAUGUCUGUACGAUAAGCUUUUCUAUUUCGGAAUUGCUAUUGCUAUUGGUAUAUUCAACAGGGUGACUUUCCCAGCAUUUUUGGUGAUACCUUCCUACUUCUUGCUCAAAUACAUCUGGAAAUUUAAAAUAGGAUUGUUGGUAGGUAUUUUGGGUUUUAUGAUUCCUACCACACUUUUCAUUUUCAUUGAUACCUAUGAGUUCAAGCAUAUAGUGCUAGUAUCCUCACCCAGGGAGUUGGUGAUAACCCCAUUGAAUAACUUGAUAUAUAACUCAAGCUAUAAAAACUUGGCAUUACAUGGCAUUCAUCCAUUUUACACCCAUGUCUUAAUAAAUCUUCCCCAGGUUUUUGGACCACUUUUAUGUGUGCUCUUUUAUAAGGGUAGAAAUAAUUACUACAGAACGGUACCAUUUCUAUCUUUUGUUAGUGGUUUGACGAUCCUUUCGUUUGUGCCACACCAGGAGUUGCGGUUUCUUAUGCCCUUAUUACCAAUUGCUAGCUGCUGUAUUGAUUUCAGCAGAAUAAUGGGUGUGGACACCGAAAGUGAAGAGAUUAAAGAAAAGAUUAUUUCGAACGAGAAUAACCUUAAGCCAGAUAAGGUGUUGACUAGGUCUUCCAAUUUUGCCACUAGUAUUAUUGUUUUAUGGUACUUGUUUAACAUAGUAAUGUGCUUAUUAAUGGGAAUUUUACACCAAGGUGGUGUCAUUCCAGCACUUGACUAUUCUCAUGCGAAUUUGGUACUUCAAAAUGAGAAGUUUGUACAAAUAUGGUGGAGAACUUAUUCACCACCAACUUGGCUUCUCGGAAGCCCCAAAUACUCCACCAUAAUGGUCACCUUGGAACAAUUUAACACAAGUCUUUUGAAGAAAUAUGAUAAUUUAAUUAUUGAUGCAAUGGGAAGUGACCAGAAAGACAUAUAUGAUAUCAUAAAGGGGGUUCAAAGCACCAACAAAAAGCUCAUGUUGGUAGCACCAGUUGCUUCGAUCAACUGCGAUUUCGAAUCAUCUUCGUUGCAAAUGAUUUGGAAAUACUCUUAUCACUUAGACUUGGACCAUUUGAACUUUGAAUCACUAGAGUGCUUGGCCCCAGGGUUAGGAAUCUACGAAAUUAUUUAA
Messenger RNA from Yamadazyma tenuis ATCC 10573, 1626 nucleotides. It is a transcript of the gene SMP3, whose product is annotated as glycosylphosphatidylinositol-alpha 1,2 mannosyltransferase. Gene Ontology annotation, biological process: GPI anchor biosynthetic process. The record is from RefSeq and is a predicted model, not a curated record. Gene Ontology annotation, molecular function: alpha-1,2-mannosyltransferase activity. Gene Ontology annotation, cellular component: endoplasmic reticulum membrane. Lineage: Eukaryota; Fungi; Ascomycota; Pichiomycetes; Serinales; Debaryomycetaceae.